GGCUAACCCUUUCACAGCCACCACUAACCCUAACUCCGCUUAGCCUCUCUUCAGCCUCCAAUCCUCUGAGCUCUCAGCACCUCUCAGCGCCGAAAACUCCUCCCCCUUCCCCGCUAUCAAUGCCGUCGGACAGCACCAUCGCGGCGGUGUGGCUCUUUUCUCUCCUUCUCCCUUCGUCAUAGCGGUUCUCUCUCCCCGUUGUCCUCUACACACCACCUCUUCCAGCAGCACGUCGUCUACUCCACGCACUAGAGCCGUCGUUCGUCGUCCUUCGCGAGUUCGUAGCCACUAUCGUUCUCGCGUUGUAGUCAUCGCAGUAGCCAUUCCUCUGCAUCUAGAAUGGAGAUGCCUCUUAGCUUUUAUGUUAAGAAAAUGUGCCCAAAUGACAUUGAUGCAUCAAAGAAAUUGAAGGAGUGUGAAAAAGUUGUUAUGAAACUUAAAUUUGAAGAAGCAAUUGCUGUGCCAGAGCAUCAAAGACGUCCAAUAACCGACUCCAUAGAUUUCCAUUCUAUAGAUGUGGAGCCACAAUAUUCUGGAGCAAGAAUAGAGGGGGAUGUUGUUACUUUAGAUUUUGUGAAGAAAAUGAUGGAUGAUUUCAAGAAUCAAAAGUGCUUACACAAACGUUAUGCAUUUCAGAUUGUAUUGCAAACCAGAGAAAUGUUGAAAGCUUUGCCUUCUCUUGUUGAUAUAAAUGUUCCCGAUGGCAAACAUUUUACUGUUUGUGGUGAUGUGUAAUAAUUCAAAAAUAGAAAGUGUGUUGAGAAAAUAUGGAUACUUGUGUACCACAUCUUUGUGCAGACAAAGAGUAGGACUCCAGAAAAGAAUUUAUGUACUUAGAGAAUGAUUAACUUGAAAAGAAAGUUAAGUUUCGUCAAUGAUGUGGAUUGUGUAUUUGUGUUAUUACAGUAAUGCCAUUCAAUGAAUUAGUUUGGUUCUGUUCUUUCUAA
Molecule: messenger RNA, 947 nt
Organism: Arachis ipaensis
Lineage: Eukaryota; Viridiplantae; Streptophyta; Magnoliopsida; Fabales; Fabaceae
Product: serine/threonine-protein phosphatase 5-like
Source: RefSeq, a predicted model, not a curated record